CCGUUUUUUUUUUUUUUUUUUUUUUUAGGUGAAGUUCAACGGCAGGCAAAAUGUCGUCUUGGGUGAAAUCACCUGCGGGUGUUCGGCGACCAUCAGUGAACCCAAACGGAAGUGCUCCACAGCCGCGUGUGUUUCGGAGAGCAGCUCCAUACCCAGCUAGAGAGGAGAGGACCGAAGAGCUCAAGGAUGCCCUGGACAGUUAUGAAGAACUAGAACAAAUGCAAAACUACAGUGGAAGUGUGAAGUAUGAGGGGUACAAGCAUCAGCCAAUGGUUCCAGCUAAACCAGAGGGCGUGACUCCAGCAGACCGACGUAAAACGCUCUAUCAGAGGUUCUACAAACAGGUGCAGGAAGAGAGGAAACCAGCCGACUGCGUGGUCCUCUCUGUUACCAAACAGUGCCUGGAUUACCCCAAAUCGCUAAGCCAGUGUUUGCAGGAGCGUGGCCUGUCAGUGGAAAUGCUCUACCUUCAAGCGGAAUCGGGCCUGACCCGGGCCCUGCAGGAUGUCCGAGCAGAUGGCUCCCCCUUAUGUAUUCUGGUGGAGCAGACAAACGUAGCUCUGUCCUCCUGCACUGUUAUCAUAUUCUCAGAAUCCCUCAAAAUCCAUCGAAACAUGCCCAAAGACCAGGCCAUGGAUUUUGCUCAAGCAGAGUACAACCGCGGACUCACUAAAGAGCGGCCACCAAGGGACCCUGCAGACAUCGCAGCGGAGGCGUCACAGCUGCUCGAUGACUUUCUGGAUCGAGAAAAGAUUGCGCGCCACACGGUUCCCUCUGAAACACGCCAGCUUCUCAUGCUGUUAGCUGAGGGGGUGCAUCUGUACCCUGAGGAGUUGGAAACCAUCUCAGAGUACGUGCGUUCCCGGCAGGACCACAUACAAGCCUCUAACAGUGAGGGUGAGAAGGGGAUCAUGCUACCUCCAGGAUUGGGGAAACCACCUCCUCUGCUCCCCACUCCAACUGGGCCCCCACAGCCUCAGCCUACAUCUUUAGCAGGCGGGCCCAUGGGAGACCACUCUGCGUCUUCACCUGUACCUCUUUUGCCUUCACCAGUUGCUCAUCCCAAAUCCAAACCUCCUCCGCUGCUCUCCUUGCAUCGGCUUCCUGGCCCAUCAAUAGGGGCCCCACUUGUCCGAGGUCCCCUGUCCACACACAUCCCUUAUGGUGGUCCCAGUGUGCCUCGUGGGCCCCUACUCCACACCCCUCCUGCGUUUCACGCAGGAACCAGGGGGCCCCUUGGGGCUAGAGCAGCCCCUCCCACUUUAAAGAGUUCUCGCCCUCCACUUCUGUCAUCUCCAGGUGCUCCUCUUCUUCGUCAGAGUGUCCCCCGGCAUUAAGAAACAAUAGACACACACACACAUACAUUCACACACACUGUAAAAUAUGCAGGUUAUAAACAGUGCUUCAGUUGAUGUUUGAGCAGAAGAUUACAGACUUUGUCGCUGCUCACCUUUUUUUUUUUUUUAAAGUGUUGAUCCAAAUUUAGCUAGAAGAUAAAAAUGGAGGUAGUGAAUAUUCUGUCAUCAUCUCACUGUGGGUGGUUUGAGUGUAUGACCUUCUGAUUGAUAAUUUUAAGUUUUUUGGUUUUGCUUUUUUAAAGCAUCCCUCUGGCAUCAGUGCCUUUUUAAUUUAGUUUUUUUUUUUUUUUGUGCAUCCAGUUUGUCUCUUAAGAGUCUGUUAACUGUUUGGUGACGGCUCUAAGCUGCACAGGUUAAACAUCCAUCGGGUCACUUGUUGGGCUGAUUGCACAAAAAUAUAGCCAUGCAGUAACCAAUACCUGGUCACAUGACUGCAAUAGGACUUCUUAUUUUUCUGUAUAUAAACGUAAGUAGCCUAGCUUCUUUGUACAGUUUUUCAACAUGGUGCUUAACAUUUCUCUGGAGGAAAGAUAUUAAAUAUUAAGUUUAUAAAGAUUUGUUUUUCAGAGCUGUAGCCCGGGUUCAAAUUAACUUUUUAUUCACAUCUAAUUUUAUUUCUGCCACAAGUAAGAGUAAUCAGUCUGAACAACUCUGUAUGAUGCAUGCAAAACCUUCAUGGAUUAAGUUUUAUAUUAAAAAAAAUAAAAAUCCUUAAAUUGCAUUUUAUGCACUGUGUAAAGUUAAAUAACUGUCAUAUACAGUUCAUGUCAGCAAAAGCAUUGUUUUGUUACCCAGAGUUCAACAUCACAAGAGGAAGCUUGAAAUGUCUCCCAGUAUAAAUAAAAGGGUUAUGAAUCUUUUGAUUAUAGAUUCAUAUCCAUAUUGCAUAUUGGAUUUUCUUGAGGUCUGGUGUGAAUACAGAAUAUAUAAGAAGGCUCCACAUCAAAAUGUUGGUUAGGCUCAGUAUUUUUCAGCCUUUAUGAUAAACAUCUGUUUAAAAUAUCUCUAAUGCAGAGAAAGCACACAGGUUUGAUACUUUAGAACAAGCUUUUUUUUUUUUUUUUGGUCAUCGCUAGAAUUUCUAUCACGCUGUUGUUAAUGUUAAUUUGCAGUACUGUGACAUUUAUUAAGUUUGGGAUGAUUUUUGUAUUUUAUUGGUGCCAGGGAAGCCUGACCCCUCAAAACGAUCAUUCAUAAAGUGUUUUUUUUUUUCUCCUGUUUUGUAGAUAAUGUAAAAAAUCCUACAGUUUUUUUUGUUUUUCUUUAUUAUGUUGUAAAUAUUGAACCACUGUAUGCUUUGAAUGAAUUUGAUGUGCAUAGUGUGUUGAUGUUGAACAAGUAUGAAGCUGGAGUCCUGAUUAUAUUUUCAAAGGAAACAUAAAUGUUUAAAAUUUUUCUUUGGGUUUCGAGUAUUGAUUAUUAAGAAUUGCCAGUAAUUAACAAGUUCACACAACUGAUGUAUCAUUUUGCAGCUCUGAUUAGCACUGACCCAUACUUUACCAUCAAAGUACAAAUCUGUGCAGUUUGAUCAAAAUAUUUAAAUGAAUUAAAAAAUAAAACUGAA
This is a messenger RNA of Archocentrus centrarchus (flier cichlid), 2922 nucleotides long. RefSeq names its product nuclear receptor coactivator 5. NCBI's taxonomy places the organism in Eukaryota, Metazoa, Chordata, Actinopteri, Cichliformes, Cichlidae. The transcript has 9 exons. Bases 51 to 1337 code for a protein of 428 amino acids. The record is from RefSeq and is a predicted model, not a curated record.